AUGGAGACGAAGGAGAAAGACAAGGGGCCAGUGCUGCACAUAGUCGUGGUUGGAUUCCACCACAAAAAAGGCUGUCAGGUGGAGUUCUCGUACCCGCCGCUGGUCCCUGAUGCUGAGCACGACAGUGGGCUGAUCCCGGAGCAGUGGAAGUAUCUCCCGUUCCUCGCUCUGCCGGACGGAGCACAUAACUACCAGGAGGACACAGUGUUCUUCCACCUCCCUCCUCUCGAUGUGGAGCAGAAGUGCGUCUACGGCGUCUCCUGUUAUCGACAAAUAGAAGCAAAGGCCCUGAAGGUGCGACAGGCUGACGUCACCAGAGAAACUGUGCAGAAGAGUGUGUGUGUCCUCAGCAGAGUGCCUCUGUACGGUCUGCUUCAGGCCAAACUACAGCUCAUCACUCACGCCUACUUCGAGGAGAAGGACUUCUCCCAGAUCUCCAUCCUCAAGGAGCUUUAUGAACACAUGAACGGCUCUCUGGGAGGUUCUCUGGACGGCUCUCAGGUGCAUCUGGGUUUAUCGCCGAGAGAUUUAAUUUUGCAAUUUCAACACAAGGUGCUGGUCCUGUUCAAGCUGCUGCUCCUGGAGAAGAAGGUGCUGUUCUUCGGCUCUCCUGUGCACAGGCUGGUGGGACACCUCAUGACGCUACUAUCCAUGUUCCCGGGUCUGGUGGAGCAUGGCCUGGUGGACUCCUCCCACUACAGACCAAGGAGCAGUGUUUCUGAAAACCCGACUGGAUCAGAGGAGUUUGUGUCUGUGUCUGUCACUGACCUCACAGAGGAGGCAGCCAAUCACAGCCAGCCGUCACCCCCAGGAGCCAAUCACAGCCAGCCGUCACCCUCAGGAGCCAAUGGGGAGAGCAGCGGAGAUCACCUCCUCAGGCCUCCUUCUCGAGCCUCUCCGGACUCCUCAGAGAGCGACUGGGAAACUCUAGACCCCAGUGUCUUAGACCAGACCUUAGACCAGAGUGUAGACCAGAGUGUAGACCCGGUUCAGACCCCAGAGCCCUUCGAGUCUCCGUCCGGGACCCCCAUCACGUCCCAGCCGCUGGGUGGAGCUGGGGGGGUGUGUCAGGGGCUGGUGUCGGGGCUGGAGGAGGACCAGUACGGACUGCCUCUGGCCAUCUUCACUAAGGGGUACCUGUGUCUCCCCUACAUGGCGCUGCAGCAGCACCACCUUCUCUCUGAUGUCUCCGUCAGAGGUUUUGUUGCCGGAGCAACAAACAUCCUGUUCAGACAACAGCGACAUCUGAGCGACGUGGUGGUCGAGGUGGAGGAGCCUCGGAUCCAGACCCAGGACCUGGACCUCCGCAGGGCUCUGGUCUUGACCACAGCCGACCUGCGCUUCGCCGACUACCUCCUGAAACAUGUGACGGAGAACAGGGACGACGUGUUCCUGGACGGGACGGGCUGGGAGGGCGGGGACGAGUGGAUCAGGGCCCAGUUCACCCUCUACCUGCACUCACUGCUGGCUUCAGCUCUGCACCAGGACAGUGAGCGCCUCCUGGUGGACUACGGCGCCCCCUUCAUCACCGCCUGGAAAAUGAGCCACAACUAUAGAGUUUGGAAAAGCAACAGUCACUCAGGGAUGAGCCACAUCACUGCAGGACAUCCGUUCCAGGGACAGUACAGUGUGGCGGAUGUCAAACUCCGGCUCUCUCACUCGGUGCAGAACAGUGAGCGUGGGAAGAAGAUCGGGAACGCCAUGAUGACCACGAGCCGCAGUGUGGUGCAGACGGGAAAGGCUGUGGGUCAGUCUUUAGAAGGCGCUCUGACCAGUGCCAAAUCCGCCAUGACGUCCUGGUUCUCCACGUUGGCCACGCCCACCCCCAUCACGCACCUAUCAGAGGUGGCGACAGAAGCGCCGCAGUGA
Knipowitschia caucasica is the source of this 1869-nucleotide messenger RNA. The record is from the annotation of a GenBank genome assembly. NCBI's taxonomy places the organism in Eukaryota, Metazoa, Chordata, Actinopteri, Gobiiformes, Gobiidae.